Molecule: messenger RNA, 984 nt
Organism: Octopus bimaculoides (California two-spot octopus)
Lineage: Eukaryota; Metazoa; Mollusca; Cephalopoda; Octopoda; Octopodidae
Product: muscle cell intermediate filament protein AV71-like
Biological process (GO): nuclear envelope organization; protein localization to nuclear envelope; nuclear migration
Cellular component (GO): nuclear envelope; nuclear lamina
Molecular function (GO): structural constituent of cytoskeleton
Source: RefSeq, a predicted model, not a curated record
CUUUCUGUGAUAACUACAUAUGCAGACACAGUCGAUUCUUCGGUUAGAAUGCAUUUCCGUUCCGAAAACAAAGAGUCACUAGAAACAUUAUCAGAAUAUGAAGGCACGAUUACAAUCCUGAGAAAUCAAAUGAGUUCAUUAGAAGCCGAGCUAGAGAUGAUACAAGAAGAAAAAGCCAAGGAGAGGAAAGAAAAUCAGUUCAAAGUCAAUGAAUUACGCUCGGAGAUUGAAGUAGUUUUAAAGCAAUUAAAAGAUCUGAUGGAUUCUAAACUCACCUUGGAAACGGAGAUUUCAACCUACCGCAAGCUCCUUGAUGGAGACGACGACAGGAAGAACCUUGAUGAAGUGGUGACUCCAGUACAUGAAUACCAAACACACAGUGAGAAUGUACAGGCUAAUGCACUGGGAAAUGAGUUAAGUAGGUGUUCUUGGCUUUAUUAUUCAGUCAUCACGUAUACAUAUUUCUUAUUGGGAAGAAUCAGAGUGGAACGCACUACAAAAGGGACUGUGUCUAUCAUUGAAUUAGACCCCGAUGGAAAAUACAUUGAACUUAAAGAUAAGUCUCCAAAGAAUGCAACAAACGUGAAGAAUUGGACAUUAAACCAAACAACAGAAAAUGGUGAGAGCUGCACGCAUACAUUUACAGAUAGUAACGUGUUCAGUUCUAGCAAAUUCAUCAAGAUUUGGGGACACAAACACGGUUCUGUAGAAAGUGGCAUUGUGUCCUCCACAGUCUCGGAGUGGUCUGCAUUGAGUAAUCCAUCGACAAUUACUUUGAAAGACAACAAUAAGAUAUGUGCUGUCUUUGUAUCAAAAUUGACUGAUAUUAUCGCUCAGUUUAAUACCAUCACCUGGACUUUGGAUGUUUUCAGACAAAUUGUAAGAAAAAAGCUAGGUUUUUCACCUAAGGAUAAUCUCGUUCCUCUCACGAAUCUUGGAGGCUCUGAAAACAAUGGUGGAUGUUACAAAAUCUCCACUGAUUAA